Molecule: messenger RNA, 470 nt
Organism: Drosophila miranda
Lineage: Eukaryota; Metazoa; Arthropoda; Insecta; Diptera; Drosophilidae
Gene: NdufV3
Exons: 1
Coding region: 77-376 (99 amino acids)
Cellular component (GO): mitochondrion
Source: RefSeq, a predicted model, not a curated record
GCACUGGUGCAUUCCUUAUUGUUGUUGAUACGAUUACGUGAAUAUUUGUGGAAAGUUUCGUCUGUUCGGGCCAAAAAUGUUUUCACGCUCACGAACUCUCGGGCCGGCGAUGGGCCGAUGCUACACCCAAAUCAAGGGCGGCUCCAAUCCAGCAGGCCGCAGCAGUGGAGCAGGCGCUCCUCCGUCCAGUUCCAAAGUAACGGGCCUGAGCAGCAACUGCGUGAAACCUACAUCAGCUCCUGUGGGACCAGGCGCUUCAGCAUCCAGCGGCUACAAAGUUCCCGAAUACUUCUCCUUUAACCGAUUCAGCUUCGCUGAAGCCGAGGUGGAAAUGGCCAAGUACCGCUGCCCACAGCCAUCUGCGCUGAAGAAGUAGUGGCGUGGAGUGGAGUAUUCCAAGGAGAUUGCGAAACCAAAUGUAGUAAAUGUAUAAUAAACGGAACGUUUCUUAAGCCAGCCUCAAUAUCAGA